Molecule: messenger RNA, 3942 nt
Organism: Hylaeus volcanicus
Lineage: Eukaryota; Metazoa; Arthropoda; Insecta; Hymenoptera; Colletidae
Exons: 16
Coding region: 427-3762 (1111 amino acids)
Source: RefSeq, a predicted model, not a curated record
UUGUACGUAAUUGCAACUAAGUUUUUUUUUUAUUUUUGUUUUUUGAAAGGGAAAAAGAAAAGUGGAAUUUUUCGUAAGCAAACAAAAUUUCUUACCGAUGUAGUUCUUGGAUAUUUGAGUCAUGUCUCACAAGACCAGUUACAUUCGGAUACAUGCCUCAGAAAAAGUUCUAAGAAUAAUCAGGAAAAAAUCAAUCAGGAUAUCUCACAAACGUCUUUUUGUGACACGGAUGAACUGACAUUACAAUUGUUUAAAGAUACCAUAAACGAUUUUGUUCACGUCGAUGAUGAUCUUGUUUGUCUAGUUCAAUGUCUUUUUCAAUCUAUUUCAUCGUUUUUACACAAAGCAUUCUCACUAAUACUACGCAAUCCAAAGAAGACUGACUACACUUUGCAUCAAUGUCUACGUUUAUGUAAUUAUUCUAUAAUGCUAGGAAACGCAUUUUAUCUUGUUGUCGAGUCUACACCUUUUUUUUCGGAACUUAUUUUUUCAAGUGGAUUGUCAACAAUUACUGGGUUAAAUUUUUUUUCUGAGUCCUUGUUGUCAGAAAAACAAAUUCAGUGUCUUGUUAAUCUUUUUAACAUAAUUACAACACACAAGUGUUACAAUGUGGCACAGAAUGAAUGGCGUCCUAUUUUGAAAAUUUUUAGUUUUCUGAACGCUUUGAUAAACACAGAUACCUCAUGGCUUCUAAAUAAGAAGUUGAAAGAAGAAAAGAAUUUCUCAACGGUUGAGAAACAGAAAACAAGUGAUAAUCCUAGCUCCGCUAAUACGCUGGCUAAUUGGGAUCAUUCGGAUUCUCAGCGAAUAACUGAAUGCGUUACUAGCAGUGCGAUAGUCAAAAAGAGGGACUUGGGAAAUACCUCAGCCUUAUCGUACGCAAGUGAAUCAUUAAAAAGUGUACUUGGUUUGGGGAAGACACCACGAGAAGAAAAUAGGAAAAAAAAUUCUGAUAUUAUUGAACCAAACAGUGAAGAAAUUGUUACUCCUGAAAUGUAUACAUUUCAAAUAAAUCAUGAACACUUGUCUGAAGUCUUAAGUGACGCUCAAAUAGAUUGUCUAUUCGUGCAUUCAGUCAAUUUUUCAUCAAUUUGUAUAGAAGAAUUCGUUUAUCAAUUAUGUGAUGUUGCUAUGGAGGAGCUCAAAUUAACUAAACCGCGAAUGUUUUGUUUACAAAAAAUUGUUGAGGUGGCUGAUUAUAAUGUUAACCGCAUUGGAAUAGUAAAAAAAAAGUUUUGGACAAUUCUUGUUAAUUUUUUCAGCAACAUUACUAAUGAAAUAUCAUUUUCUGAAAAAAUUGAAAUAGGAUUGUAUACUAUAGAUUCAUUACGACAACUAUUUUUGAAAGUCUUGGACCAAAAUUCUUGCGAAUUCAACGAGUUUCAAGAGGAAUUUCUAAAACCAUAUUUAUUACUGAUGCAAUGUACGACUGUCACAAAAGAUAUGAAGUUUUUUAUUAUUGAAGUUCUCACACGAAUUGUUCAGACUCGAGCGCAUCAAUUAAAGUCUGGCUGGCGUACUAUUUUACAUACGUUAGAGGCUAUACCGACUGUUGAAGGGAAAGACAUGGCUUUGUGCAAUGAAGCAUUUAAUUUACUUCUUACGCUUUUAAAAACGAAUUUCGCCGAUAUUUUGUUAAAAAAUAUGAAAGAAGUUUUAAAUACUUUUAGCGUCUAUAAUCGACAUUGCCAUCAUUUGUGUAGUUUAAACACAAAUAAAGGAGUGACAAUCUCAUAUAAAGUACUUGAAUAUCUUGAAUGGCUGGCAAUAAUGUUUUCGGGUGAAACCUACACUAACUAUUGUCAUUACGUGAAAGUAACUCCUGACGAGGAUAUACGAACAUUUGAGCUUGAUGUAUUCCAUACAAUUGCUAAGCGAAUGAAAGAAACUAGUGAUACUAAUGAUUUUACUGAAUCAUCGUGUUUGAAUAAACCCCAUGCAACAAAAACAGGGCAUGUUCAGUUUCUGAAUUUAUCUUCUGACACAAAUCAGUCUAAUGUACAAGUGUUUAUAAAGAAACUUUUUGAAUUACACUGUCUACGUCUAGCGCAAACGUCUGUGACAUUGACUUCUACACCGAACCAUCCCUACUUUGAAAUAACCCAAUUUGAAGUCGGAAUGGAACAUUCGGACGAUUUACUUGUGAAAAGUCAACAACACCAUAAUCCCUAUUUGUUUUCUACAUUGUCUUGUAUUUCACGCCUUGCAACAAUAUCGGUACCCGAACAUUUGGAUCUGUACGAAAAUGCUUUGGAAACUUUAUUUCGCCUGUUAAACUAUUUUGCUCAUGUUUUUCAAUAUGGGGACAUGUGGAAAAUGUGUAUACGUGGAAUUCUUUUUCCUUAUGUAGAUGACUUAUUACUUUGCUUACAACAUUAUAAAUUAUCAUCUACUAACCAAUUGAAAGAAGCCGCUUUAGUUGGUGUUGAUAACGAUAUUCCCUCCACGAAGAUUUCAUCUAAUCUUUUAUUGGAGGUUGAGUAUGAUAUUAAUAAUGCAUUAGAAAGAAGUUUGCCUUAUAAACUGUAUAUUUUAUGUUUGCAACACGUUUUUGAUUUAUUUAAGCGUCAAUUUCACUUCGUUACAAAAUGUUUGCCUGACGUAUUCUCCUUAUUAAAUACUUGUGUUCGAGGGUCACAUCCAGAAAACGUAUCAAAAUUUGCUCUAAUCAUAUUUGGAAAGAUUGUGGAUGAAACUGCUUCUUUUUGUACAGAGCAUGAAUGGAAUUGUAUUGCCGUGGCAUUUGAGAAUUUUUUUUCCAAUGUUGCAACGCAAGAACUACAAAAACCUUCUGAUUAUUCACUUUUGGUUGAUCCGCUUAUUUCACCCUUGCCUUCUAAUCAUAAAUUCAACAACAACGUUCAUGUGGUUUCCUCAAUAAAAAGUGAAGAAAAGACAAACCUCAAAUCCCUAAAUUCUUCUGAUCCAAUUAACGUAUCUUCUCCCAUUAUACAAUUUGUUCCAGAUGAAAUUAUAAGAAAUUGUGUGACACGUCUCAGUUUAAUCGAUCUCCUUAGUACACUUGUUCAAUCUCACGUAUCUUCUAUGGAUUAUUCAUGCAUUGAAAGAUUCGUCCUCCUACUCAUCAGUGCUUUUGAGUUUGCUCGUGACUUUAAUUCUCAUAUUAAUUGGCGACAUUAUUUAAAAGUCAAACGUAUAUUCCAGAAUUCUAACCAGCUUCCUGGUUUAUUGAAACAGGAAUGUGAAGCAUUGAAAAAUUCUUUCGUCAUUCUUUUUACGUUUCUAAAUAACAGCGAUGUCGAUCAUUCGCAAAUCAAGCAAGCUUCUACUCAACUUUUAUCGCUACUAGAGAACGUAGUAAUUGAUGUUGUCAAAAAAUGUCAGUCAUUUCAAGCACCUAUAAUGGACCCCACUUUCGAGUCGACAAUUUCUUCAAUAGAUUAUUAUAAAAUUUAUUGCAGUGAAACUGAACAAGAAGUAGCAUUCAUUACCAAUAUUUUAUUGUCUGUUGUUUUUGAUAGUCUACGAAACCUACCUACCUACAUACUUGAAAUGAAUGCUAAACGACUCUUUGUAUGCCUUUUAUACCUUAUUCCUUAUGCCUCACAGAUUUUACGAAACAGUGUUGUAAUGAUUCUGCUUGACUGUAUUUUACCAUGUCUCAAAGGUGAUUCUAAUUUUUCAAGUGAUACGGAAUUGAUUUCAUUGGUUUCAAGCUUGAAAAUUUUGUGUGGUGAAAAUAAAGUUUCUAGUAUGGAGGUUUCUAUGAUUCCCCCACCCCCUCCUCCUAGUGCUCUUUAAAACAGUUUUAAUAUUUAAAAAAAUAUAAAUAUCUUUAACAAACUAUGUGACAACUGUUUUUUUUUUUCAAUGAUUUAAAAAAAAAAUGUGUUUUGUUGUCUAUAAUUAUUUUUCUUUCAAUUGCACCAGUAAUGUUAUUUUUUUGUUCAGAACACCAAUCAAAAAUUUUUUUCUUUUAAA